AUGACUGUUAUCUAGAUUAUUAAUUUAAUAAAAAUUAUUAAUUAAAGGCGGUCUUUUUGUAAUAAUUAAGUAAAUAAGUAUAAAUUAAUAACAAAGAUAAAAACAGGUUUAACAAGUAUAAGCAGUUACUUUAAAGAUAUGAUACAUUUAGAUACUUAUUUAGAAAAUUAUGAGUCUAAAUUAGAAGAAAUUUAGAAUUCUACUGUUUAUGUUAAGAGCUAUAAAAAACCAAAAAUUAAAAUAAGUCGUCUAUCAGAAGAAAGAAAGUUUGUACCUGUUGAAUUAGAUAUUGAGAUCAACGAAAAUUUAGUUAUAAAGGAUAGAUUUGAUUGGAAUUUAAAUGACGAAAAUGUUUCAGUAGAAGAUUUUGUUAAUGAGUUAUGUGAUACAUUGAAUCUUCCUGAAAUAAACAGGACUAGGCUAAAAUCUUCUCUGAUUUACUAACUUAUCGACUACGUAGAAAGAAACACAUAUAAUCCAAGGUUAAAGAAUAAAGAUUAAAAAAAUGAUGAUGAAGAAUAUGAAUUAGAUGAAGAUAUAAAAGAAGGAAUUGCAAAUAGUUCCAAAAUUAAUGGUUUAAAUGAAUCAAAAUUAUAAAGCUAGCUAAGAGAGUAAUAAGAAGAAGACUAAAAAAAAACUGCUAGACAGCGUAAAUUAGAUGAAAUGAGGAGAUCCUCUAAUUCUUAAAUACAACCUAUUGGAAAGGCAUCAUAUAUUAGGGAUAGACGUAGUUGUAAAAAUUGCAAUUAUGUAAAUAAUGCCCCAAGUUUUGAAUGUAAAAAAUGUAAAAUUGCUUUCUAUAUCUUGGAUAUGCUAGAUCUUUCUUAAUGGAGAGUAGCCUAGGCAGUUUAAUAUUAUGAGAUAUGUCUAUCUUACUUCCCUCUAUUAGGUGACUAUGUGAAGGAUUACACAAAUUUAUUAAGCGUUUAGGAUUUUACUAGUAUUUACUCUUUGAAGAUAGCUCUUAUGAAAUUAUUUCCAACAAUGAAAGAGCUAACAGAAAGUAAUUUAAAAAUUGUAAAUGAAAAAUUAGAAGACCUCUUUGCUAGUUUUCUUGCUGGUAUUGUUGUUUAUAGGUAAGAAGAAGAAGUUUUACCAUAAAAGAGAAGAGGAAGAAAAUCUAAAGCUUGGCACGAAGAUUAAGAAAAGAGAAAAAAAGAAAAAAAGGAGAGAAAAGAAAGAGGUGAAAUAGUUUCUAGUGAUGUUGAGGACGAAGAUGAUAGUGAUGAUGAAGAUGACUUAUAAGCAAUUAACAAAAAGAUCUAGGAAAUUGAGCAAUAAGCUAAUAAUUAAGCAAGUUAGAACGGAAUAAAUAAUGGUACAUAAAACACAAAAGAUGCAACAAAUUAAGAUAAUAUUGAAAAAGAGGAUGAAAGUAAUCAAGGUGCUUAAAAUGAAGGUGAUUAAGAAUCUAACACUGAUGGCAGUGUAGUUAUUAGAAGGGGGAGAGGAAGACCUCCAAAAAAGCAAACAUAUUAAGGGAAAAAGAGAGGCAGAAAACCAAAAAGUAUGAGUGAAUCACUUAUAAGGGCUUCUUCUAAAAAUAUUGGAGAUUAAGAUAAAGAAAAAGAUGAAGAGGGAGCAUAAAUGUAAGAUGAUAUUAACAUUAAGGAAAAUUAAUCUGAUGGGGAUGAUGAAGGUGAUGAAGGAAACUCUAAAAUAAAAAACGAUGAAGAUAAUUAAAAAGAAGAUAAAAUGGAUGAAGAGUCCCUUCAUAUUACUAAAAAUACAUCUGUCGAUUCUAAAGCAGUUAAAAGUGAUCUAAAUAAAAAAAAGGACAAAUAUCUAGAGGAAGAUGACGAAGAUUAAUUUGAUGUUGAUGAUGAAGAUGAUGAAGAUUACGGAAGUGUAGCUAAAAAAUCUUCAGGCAAAAGAGGAAGACCUCCAAAAAAUAAAUCUAUUGUCUAAGGAAAGAGAGGUAGAAAACCAUUAGCUAAAAAAGAUGAAAAGUAAUAAAUGAUCGACGAAGAGUCUGCAUAAAAUUAAUAGAAUGAUAAAGACUAGUAAAAUUAAUAAAAUGAAAAUAGUUAAAAUGCAGAAGGAAUGGAGGUAGAAAGUGCAUCAAAGGUAGAUGAUAAAGAAAAACAGUCUAUUGCUUAAGAAACGGAUUCAAAAAUAUAACAAUCUUAAACAUAAUCAAAAAUAUCAAAACGAAGAGUAGAAGAUGAUGAAGAAUCAAACUAAGUUGUAGAAGAUAGUUAAGAUGAGGAAUUCUAGGUCAAAAAGUAACCAGUAAAGACAGGUAGAAGAGGUAGACCUAGAAAAGAGGAGUAUUAACAGAAAUAAUAAAACGAGGAGACUGAAUCAGAAGAUUAAGAAAGUUCGAAUUUCCCUAAUAAAAAACAAAAAAUCAUAUAAAAACCAUUAAGAACAAGAUUUACCAGACACUUACAGCAUUUAUCAAACAGUGGAGAAGAAAACAAAUAACAAGGAUAAGAUGAAGAAGAUAAAAAGGAAUCCAACAAAAUACAGGUCAAAAAAUCAUUAAAUUUACGAAGCAAACUUUAAGAAAAUUCAGAAGAUGAUGAAGAAAAAGAUAAGAGCUAAACAAAUUAAGAUGAAGAAGAUUAUGAAGAAGAAGAUAAGAGAAAAAGAAAGAAAGAAAAGAGUAACCUUAAGAAAAAAGAUAUUUCUGAUGAUUAUGAUGAUGAAGAUGAAGACUUUGAUUAGAAGAAAACAAAAGUUGGUAAAAAGAAAGAAAAGCUAUAAAUAGAUGAUGAAGACAAUAGUAAUGAUAAAGAUAUUAACAGUUCAAGCAAUCAAGAUAAAGAAGAUAAUGAUGAAAACCAGUAAAACGAUGAAAGCUAAGGAGAAGAUUAAGAAAAAUCUGAAAAUUAAAGUUAAGAAGAUGAAGAUGAUUAAUCUAUGGAAAAUGAAGAUGAAGAUGAGGAACAAGAGAGUGAGAACAGUGGAGAACAAUAAGAAAGUGAAGAAAGUCCUGCUAAUGGAGUGAGAACAAGAAGGUCAUAAAGAACUAAUAGUAAUGAUUCAAAUACACAAAAGAAAAAAGAAAUACCUAAAUAGAAAAAAAUAGUAAAAGAUAAAUCAAGCUCUUAUAAAUCAGAAUAAACAAGUGAUAUGCCUAGAAAAAAAGGAAGACCUCCUAAAAAAAUAAUUUAAAGAGGACGUAAAAAAUGA
Molecule: messenger RNA, 3138 nt
Organism: Tetrahymena thermophila SB210
Lineage: Eukaryota; Ciliophora; Oligohymenophorea; Hymenostomatida; Tetrahymenidae
Product: AT hook motif protein
Exons: 8
Molecular function (GO): DNA binding
Source: RefSeq, a predicted model, not a curated record